Molecule: messenger RNA, 2114 nt
Organism: Theobroma umbraticum
Lineage: Eukaryota; Viridiplantae; Streptophyta; Magnoliopsida; Malvales; Malvaceae
Product: Protein kinase superfamily protein
Biological process (GO): protein phosphorylation
Molecular function (GO): protein kinase activity; ATP binding
Source: RefSeq, a predicted model, not a curated record
AACUUGAGUGGGAAGUUUCCCAAUUUUUGCCUCUGGUAAUUCUAUAAGUCGCAUCAUGCCAGCUGCUGCUCUCGUUUUCUUUCACUCUCUACUAAAAUCCCACUCUACUCCUCACUGUUUACACUGCUUUCUCUCUCUUUAAUGACCUCAUAUAGUCAUCAUUCCUUCAACAGUUCCACUCCUCCUCGCAUUCCCCAUUCUCUCGCUUUACUCUUCUUCAUUUCUUGACAAAAACAAUUACCUGAAUUUGUCCCCUUUUCCCAACGCAAAAAGAACCAAAAACCAAGUAACUGGAAAGGAGCAGAAGAAGAAGAAGAAAAGACAACACAAAUAAUGUCUGAUUAUUCCUUCUUAAACGAUCGGCUCUCAAAACGCACAUCAAUUUUUGGUUUGCGUUUAUGGGUUGUCCUUGGAAUCUGCGUUGGAGCUGCUAUAGUCAUUGUUCUCUUCCUUAUCUCCCUUUGGUUCACUUCUAAACGCCAAAACAAAGCCACCAGCAGCAACAACAACAACGCUAAGUCCACUCAUAACUCUACUAUCCCCAGUGUUUCUAAAGAGAUUCAGGAAAUCCGGGUCGACCCUUCUCGUCAUUCUAAUCCGGACAGUAAGCUUCACCAAACUCCCAACCCGGACCCACUUCCAGAAUCCGAGCCUGUCUUGGUACUUCACUCGGAAGAAGACAGCAGCCCUGUUUCUGGGCGCAACAGAAUUCACAUUGAGAUAGGGAAGGAUCGUCGGAUUGCGUAUCCGGAGCGUGGGGCCGGGUCGGAUCAUGGGUCGGGCGAGGUCCGGUCUGGUGAUCAGCGUAUGGCGGUCACGGAAGUUUCUCACUUGGGGUGGGGACAUUGGUAUACUUUGAGAGAGCUUGAGGAGUCUACUAAUGGAUUUGCUGCAGAGAAUGUGAUUGGUGAAGGUGGUUAUGGAAUUGUUUAUCGUGGCGUUUUGGAAGAUAAUACUAAGGUUGCUGUCAAGAAUCUGCUAAAUAACAGGGGUCAGGCGGAAAAGGAGUUUAAGGUUGAAGUGGAAGCAAUUGGACGCGUGCGUCAUAAGAAUUUGGUGAGGUUACUUGGUUAUUGUGCGGAAGGAGCUCAGAGGAUGCUUGUUUAUGAGUACGUUGACAAUGGGAAUUUAGAACAAUGGCUUCAUGGAGAUGUUGGGCCUUGCAGUCCUCUUACAUGGGAGAUCCGUAUGAACAUAGUGCUUGGAACUGCAAAAGGAUUGACAUAUCUGCAUGAGGGACUUGAGCCUAAGGUUGUUCAUCGAGAUAUCAAGUCAAGCAACAUUUUGCUUGAUAAGCAGUGGACUCCAAGAGUAUCUGACUUUGGCCUCGCAAAGCUCUUGGGCUCGGAAAGGAGUUAUGUUACAACUCGUGUAAUGGGAACGUUUGGAUAUGUGGCUCCAGAAUAUGCUAGCACUGGCAUGUUAAAUGAGAGAAGUGAUGUAUACAGCUUUGGCAUUCUUCUUAUGGAAAUAAUUUCUGGAAGAAAUCCAGUGGAUUACAGCCGUCCUCAAGGAGAGGUAAAUCUGGUCGAGUGGCUCAAAACAAUGGUUACUAACCGGAAUGCAGAGGGUGUUUUGGAUCCAAGGUUACCAGAAAAGCCCUCUUCAAGAGCACUGAAGCGAGCACUUUUAGUCGCUUUACGCUGUGUAGACCCAAAUGCUCAGAAAAGGCCAAAGAUGGGGCAUGUGAUUCAUAUGCUUGAAGCUGAUGAGUUUCCAUUUAGAGAUGACCGCAGAGCCGGUCGGGAAAGCAUUCGCAUGCCACAAGAUGGUGCGAGGGAUAGAUUGACAGACAAACGUGUAAAUGAAUCAGGUGACAGUAGUGGGUAUGAGAGUGGUGCCCAAGCCAAUAGAUCACUAUGGAGAAAACAAGAAUCGGAGGAGCAAUAGCUUUGAAAACUCAGGUUAAGGUGAAAUGACACAUCUUGUUUAGCUAAUUAUCACUUUCAUUGAGAGCCAGCUGAGGCAAACACCACUUCCACCCUGUGUAUAUGCAAAAUUCAUGUUGUCUUGAAAUGCAAUUUUUUUUUCUUGUGUAGAUUAUGUAGCAUUUUAUGCCAAGCUCAGUAUGCCAUUGGCUAUAAUAUAGAUGCGUGUAAUUCUGUUUCUUCCUA